Aspergillus tanneri is the source of this 1737-nucleotide messenger RNA. Its product is annotated as alpha-keto acid decarboxylase family protein. NCBI's taxonomy places the organism in Eukaryota, Fungi, Ascomycota, Eurotiomycetes, Eurotiales, Aspergillaceae. The record is from RefSeq and is a predicted model, not a curated record. The transcript has a single exon. Gene Ontology annotation, molecular function: thiamine pyrophosphate binding; carboxy-lyase activity; magnesium ion binding. The coding region runs from base 1 to 1737 and encodes 578 amino acids.
AUGACUCAACACCCCCAGCAAAUAAAAUCCACCACCACCGUAGCACACUACCUCUUCACGCGACUGCAACAACUAGGCAUAGAAUCCAUCUUCGGCGUACCUGGCGACUACAACCUCCGUCUACUGGACUUCGUGACCCCGUCUGGGCUCCACUGGGUUGGAAACUGCAAUGAGUUGAACGCCGCGUACGCAGCAGACGGGUACGCACGCAUUAAAGGCGCAUCGGCACUGAUCACCACGUUCGGCGUGGGCGAGUUAUCAGCUAUCAAUGGGAUUGCCGGCGCGUAUGCGGAAAAGGCCGCGGUGGUGCAUAUCGUCGGUACGCCGGCGCGGUCACUCCAGGAUUCCCGCGUCCUGAUGCAUCACACCCUGGCGGAUGGGGAGUAUCGACGGUUCGCGACCAUGGCGCAGCAAGUGACGGUGGUGCAGACGAAUCUGGUUGAUCCGCGAACUGUUCCUGAGCAGGUGGACUGGGCGUUAAAGCAGGCGAUGGUCCAUUCACGACCCGUAUAUAUCGAGGUCCCUGAUGAUAUGGUGGAUGAGGAGGUGUCUGCGACGGGGUUGGCAAAAACGAUUGAACUUCCCGUGGAUCCGGAGGUCGGUCGCGAUCAGGAACCGAUGCAGCAGAUCCUGCAGCGGAUGUAUGCGGCGAAACGGCCGAUGAUCCUCGUGGACGGGGAGUGUCGACCGCUGGGGAUCGUCGAGCAGACGGAGAAGUUGAUUCAAACGACAGGAUGGCCGACGUGGACGACGGUGUUCGGGAAGAGUCUGGUCAAUGAGGAUCAGCCCAACGUGUAUGGGAAUUACCAUGGGGUGGUAGGCAGCGCCGAACACAAGACGUAUUUCGAGACGGCGGAUCUGAUCCUCAUUCUUGGUCCUCACUACACGGAUACCAAUACGCAAGCAUUCACGACGAUUCCCCGACCCUCGGUAACGAUUUCGUUCCUGCCGGAUCGCAUUGACGUCUGCGGGACUGGGACGUAUCGCGAGAGUCCGCGCUCGUUUCUCUCACGACUGCUUCAAACUCUAGACUCGAGUCGCAUCCCACAGAUCCCGAGUCUGAGUCGACCCAUCGUGGAAGAAGAGGAGAAGACCACCCCCAUCGACCCUGCCAGUCUCAUUGAGCAGAAAACCUUCUACCGGUUUGUGAACAGGCUGUUCCGCGCCGGGGACCUCAUCCUGACGGAGACGGGAACGGCAUCGCACGGCGGACGGGAAUUCCGUCUCCCGCCGGAUACGCGACUGUUCGGUGCGGUGACUUGGUUGUCGAUUGGGUAUAUGCUCCCUGCGACGUUGGGGGCAGCGCUGGCGCAGCGAGAGAGGAAAAAGGACACGGAUAAUAACACCCGCGCAAUCUUGUUCAUUGGGGACGGCAGUCUGCAGAUGACCGUGCAGGAGAUCAGCACGAUGAUCAGCCAGAAUCUCAAUAUUGUCAUUUUCGUGAUCAAUAAUAGUGGGUAUACUAUUGAGCGGGCCAUCCAUGGUCGAAAACAGGCGUAUAAUGACGUUGCGUCCUGGAGACAUGAACAGGCCCUCGGGUUCUUUGGGGCCAGGGAGGACCAGGUUGCCAAUACCUUCAGCGCCAGAACGUAUCAGGAAUUGGAGACAGUACUGGCGGACGAGCGCAUUCAGCGUGGAACGGGGUUGAGAAUCAUCGAGGUGUUCAUGGAAAGGGAAGAUGUGCAGGGAGUGUUGCUGCAGCUGAUGAAUAGCCAGAUCGCGAAGGAAAGGAAGUGA